AUGCAGAACCACAUCCAGCAGGAGCCUCACUUCCUCAAGUUUUUUUCAUCAUUUCUGUUUCUGCUUUUGCUACCUCUGACCAAAAUUAUCGAUCAAAUUUCUCAAUAACAUAAACCAACCAUGUCUUCGGAGUCAUCAACAAGGUUUUCGAUUGGUUACGCUAUGCCCCCAAAGAAACUCGAUAGUUUCAUCCAACCUUCUUUCCUCGAUCACGCCAAGUCUCGAGGUAUCGAUCUCGUUCCCAUUGACACCACUACCAAGCCUUUGAUCGAACAAGAACCCUUUGACUGCGUCAUUCACAAGAUCUACGACGAAGAAUGGAAGAAACAGUUGAUCGAGUUCUCUUCAAAAAACCCUAAUGUUCCUAUAAUCGACCACCCCAAUGCGAUAGAGAAGCUUCACAAUCGGAUCUCUAUGCUCCAAGUGGUGAAAGGUUUGAAAUUUGGUUAUCACAGCGAAAUUUGCUGUGUUCCGAAUCAGGUUGUGAUCGAAGAUUCCGAAUCAAGGCUGUCAGAUCCUAGUGUUCUUCUAGGGUUGAAGUUUCCGGUGAUCGCCAAGCCCUUGGCUGCUAAUGCCAGUGCGAAAUCGCACGAAUUGUCGCUGGUUUUUGACAAGGAUGGAUUGAAUGGACUCAAGCCUCCGAUUGUAUUGCAGGAAUUUGUGAAUCAUGGUGGAGUCAUCUUUAAAGUUUAUGUUGUUGGGGAAUAUGCGCAAUGCGUGAAGAGGCAUUCAUUGCCCGAUAUUUCGGAGGAGAAAUUGGGGACAUUGCGAGGUCGGGUUCCGUUCUCACAGAUAUCCAAUCAGGCUUAUGUUAUUGAAGAAGUUGAGAUGCCCCCAAUGAGUUUUAUUAAUGAUGUUGCAAAUGGGUUGCGGCUGGCUAUGAAUCUUAACCUUUUUAACUUUGAUAUGAUUAGGGAUGCCACUGCUGGAAACAAGUAUCUUGUUAUUGAUAUCAAUUACUUUCCAGGUUAUGCGAAGAUGCCUUCAUAUGAGACCGUGUUGACGGAUUUCUUGUUGGGAAUUUUGAAUAAGAAGCCAAGUGAAGCAACGAGUUUGGAGCUGAAAGAAUGCCAGGAAAGUGGUUAAUGGAUCUGAUCAUGCUUAAACCCUAAACCCUAAAAGCAUGGAGCUUUCUGGUUACAUCAGUGCUCAAUGACUUGCGGUAAUGGUUUUUGCCUAAAGUUCUUUGCUUUUAUUUAUCUUUAUAUUUCAGUAAGGUGUAAUGUGACUAAAGGAAGGAAAUUAUGAUUUUGCUUUCAAGAUUACAGUGUAACUGUUUUUGGCUUCUCCAAACCUUUGCCCUGACAUUGUGGUGGUGUAUACUUCAAUACCUUGAAAAACAUAAGUACUCCAAAAUACUUGGAAGUUUUUGUAAUGGCAAUAUCAUAUUUCAACUGAUGUUAUUCAUGUA
Camellia sinensis is the source of this 1411-nucleotide messenger RNA. RefSeq names its product inositol-tetrakisphosphate 1-kinase 1. NCBI's taxonomy places the organism in Eukaryota, Viridiplantae, Streptophyta, Magnoliopsida, Ericales, Theaceae. Gene Ontology annotation, cellular component: cytoplasm. Gene Ontology annotation, biological process: inositol trisphosphate metabolic process. The record is from RefSeq and is a predicted model, not a curated record. Gene Ontology annotation, molecular function: inositol-1,3,4-trisphosphate 6-kinase activity; magnesium ion binding; inositol-1,3,4-trisphosphate 5-kinase activity.